CACGUUCAUGGUUCCAUUUCGAACAUCUGCAAAAUAAUGGAAUUAGCGCUAAACAAUUAAUUAACAAAGGUUCCACCUGCAGCCAGAUUUUCCAGACGUUAAACCGACUACACAUUUAACCUCGAUAAUGUCAAUUUUAUCCGCAUUAUCCGCAGGGGGUGAAUCAAACUAAUUCCAAAAUUCGAAUGUUGCUUAAAAUAUCGCCGCUCUGAUUGGCAGAUUUGUAGGACAAUCGCUUUUGUGUAAGGAAUGUCGCAUAACGAUUUAUUUGUGUAGAUCCAGGCGACACGCGAUCCAGUUGCAGAACACACGAAUUAAAAUUAUGUCUGCGGGUAGAAUCCGGAAUCGGGGAUGUGUGCCCUAUUUGGACGGGGAAGGCGUAUUUCUGAAGCCUCUGAUAACAAUUGAGUCCAAAAAAGAGUCAUGCUACGAUCGCAAAAUGUCGCCCUUCCAGAGACUCUACAUGCACCAAACUCUGGCCAGCGCUAGAAGAUAUGCGUACUUUAAACCAUUCGAUAAUCUGAUCCCAAAGGACGAGCUCGACUUUACGCUAACAACCACCUUUAAUGAAUCUUCUGAGGUAUUUCCUGAGACAGUCGACGUGUACUUUCAACCGGAAACUCUCGGAAUUGCGACCUGGAGACGGCUCAGAAACACCAGAGAUCUGACUCCAGAUAGAGAACAAAUGGCGGCAAGCUUAAAACAUCCAGGUAGUAGUGGAGAUGGACCGAAGAGUAAAGGUGAUAGAGCAGGACGAGGCAAAAAGAAAAUUGUCAUUCCAUAUAGAUAUAAUUUGGCACACAAAUUGCUCAUAGGCGGUAUAACAGAGAAGAAACACCCGAGUAGCAUAAAAUUGAUGAAUUCCUCGCAUCAUUCUCCGCAAACAAACGCCGGAUACUCCAGACAACCAUCGGACGGAAAUUUUUAUCAAUAUUAAUUGUAAAAUUUACCAUUUUAAAUUGGCCGCUGUGUAUAAAGCACGUAAUAAACGCUCGAUUGGAGGGAAA
Messenger RNA from Dendroctonus ponderosae (mountain pine beetle), 1007 nucleotides. RefSeq lists its product as uncharacterized. The record is from RefSeq and is a predicted model, not a curated record. Bases 323 to 937 code for a protein of 204 amino acids. Lineage: Eukaryota; Metazoa; Arthropoda; Insecta; Coleoptera; Curculionidae. The transcript is spliced from 4 exons.